Molecule: messenger RNA, 1984 nt
Organism: Cannabis sativa
Lineage: Eukaryota; Viridiplantae; Streptophyta; Magnoliopsida; Rosales; Cannabaceae
Exons: 1
Coding region: 187-1287 (366 amino acids)
Source: RefSeq, a predicted model, not a curated record
GAACUCAUAAUUCUUAGCAGAGUAGGACUAAAAUUUCCUAUUAUAUAUUUUUCUUCCUUUGCUCCCAAAAAUACCGAGAUUUCUCAUUAAAUUUUAGUUUUAACAUUUAUAUCUUUUAUUUCCUUUCUUAUAUAUAUCCCUUUCAUAUAUUCUUUACUAAAGUUUACAAAUCUCUCUACCAUUACUAUGGAACUUCCUUUGGACAUAUUUCUAUAUGAAAUAUUAUGUAGAGCAUCGCUAGAAACAGUAGCACGUUGUAGAUUGGUUUCGAAAGAAGUAAAUGAUGCCACUUAUGAAAGUUAUUUCACACAACUUUUUCAUAAAAGAACCAACAUAACUUCGGGUAUUCAUAUUCUAAGUCAAAAGCGUAGUAAUUACUAUACUAACUAUAUCUCCAUACACUCUUCCGCAAAAUUAUCAUUGAGAAAAUUUCUUCCUCCUAAUAUUCGAAUCGAAGCAGCCACCAAACAAGGUCUUCUCCUUUGUAUUGAUCGUUCAUGUCAUAUCAUUCCGAAAUACCUUGUUUGUAAGCCAACAACCCAACAAUGGCGAACUAUUCCGAACCCCAAGACCCGAUUUUUCACUCAAAAAAUCAUGAUGCUUACUAUAGGAUCUAAUCCUCUUCGAUACAAGAUUAUUAGAUUCUCUUCACGUAAUUUUGGUGGUGAUUCUAUCAAAUAUAAAUCUAAAAUUCAUCUUGCCUUCCGAUGUGAAGUUUUUGAUUCUAAAUUUUGGGUUUGGAAGCUUUUAGAACAAACAAUAAGUUUGCCUAGUGAUUAUGAAGAGUCUAUUGACUAUAGGUCAAUGAUUUGUAUAUCAAGAUAUAUAUAUGCUUUUACUACCAAGAAGAGAUUAUUUGUGUUUGAUAUAGAGAAUGAAAAGUGGGAAUUUGUUACUUUGGAUUUUGGUGAAGCAUGCAUUAAUGCUAACUACAAUGAUAAUAUCAGUUAUCAACUUGUGGAGUAUGGAGGAAAAUUGGGACUUCUUUGUGUGUUUAAAGAUGAUGACUUUAUGUACCACUUAUUGCAACUUUGGACUAUAACAAAGAAAAGUGGAACACCAUGGAGUUGGAGCUUGCAAAAAAAAGAUUGCUUUGAAAUUUUUGAGGAACCCUAUUCUACUUUAGUCAAAUUUCUCGACAAUCAUUUGGCUAUGACAAUGGGAUUUUAUAAAAUCAUAUUUCAUGAUUUUAUGAUUUCCAUCUCAAAGACUAAAAUGGAGAUAAAUACUAUGUUGAACAAUCAAUUUUUUCAAGUUGAAUCUGAUUGGCUUCCUGUUAGUUUAUAAUUCAAAUGUAAGAAGAUUUUGUAUUUAGUUAUCAUUAUUUUUAUUUUUAUUUACUGGUAUUAGUUUUUGUUGAAAUAAUUAUUUUUUUAAUUAUGUUUUUUCUUGUAAGAUUUUCUUCAUUAUGUUUAUUAUUAAUUAAUAUAGUAAAAUUCGUGAAUUAUUUGCAUAAAGAAUGGAAGCUAUGUAUGAAAGUAGUUUUUAUGCAAUUUCAUCUAUGGAGUUUGGCACUGGUAUAUGUCAUGGAUAUUUUUUUUCUUUCAUUCUUUCAAAUGUAUGAAUGAGUUAUAUUUUUCAUAGUCAGUUAUGAAUUACAGUGAUAUGAAAAACCUAUUACACUUUACUUGACAGUGUACUUGUAUUUUUAACAGAGAGAGUCUUGUGAUAAGUAACUUGAUGACCACGAAAAACAAACAAUAUACUUCAUUGAACAAUUUGUUGGGGAAGGAUUUCAAACAAAUAAUUUUAACGUUAUAUGUUUCCAAUAUUCAUUUAUUAUCCUUUUGCCAAAAAAAUCAAAAAAAACUAUUUUCUUAAAUGGAAAAAUGACAAUUUUUCUUGGAAGUAAAUAUACAAAACGGAUUACUAGAUUUAAUUAGUAAUGAACUAUAAUUAUAAUAUUAUUUGAGAAAAUAUACAUACAAAAUUACAAAUUUAAAUGGGUAUGCGUUUUUUCUUUUUGCAGAACACGGUUACUUUU